CACGUGAUUUACUACAAAUGAAGAGUGAUGCAGUUGCUUAAUGGAGUGAUGCGUUUGCUUAACGUGAAUACGUAAAGCAUUUUUUUAUCUUGAUUAAAGAAGUAGAGGAAAGAUUGAAAGAGAUUCAGAUUGAACUUGAAUGUGAGAAAAACCAAAAAGGUGAUGAAGAAAAACAAUUACAGAAAGGAAAAGAAAAAUUUCGAUGUCAACGUCAAAAAGAAAAACAACAGUUAAGAAGUAAAGGAACUGCUGAAGAAACACGACUUCAGAAUGAACGUCAAGCAUCACAACAUCCAAUGAUUGGCAGAAUGUAUACGCUACGCCAAAGCAUGAACUUAAUUUUGGUAACAACAAAUUAUCUACAAAAUGAACAAUCAUCGUUAUCACAAAUUCGUGAUGAAAAUCCCCUCGAAGCACAUAAAUUAGAUUCCGAGGUACUUUGGUCAAAUGCUCUAUUAAAAGCACAAGGUGCCACAGUCCGUGAUAAAGUUCAGAUGUUAAAAAAAUCAAUUAAAAAGCAAAAGAAAUUAAAACAACGGUCAACGAAAAAAUGGCAAGAACGUCUAGAACAAACAGAAAAACUACAUAGUGAUAAACAACAAAAACGAGUAGAAAAUCUUCAAAAACGAAAAGAUGAGAAGAAAGCAAAACAAAAGAAACGUGCAAUUAAAAGAGGACGAUUAGUUAAAUGA
Molecule: messenger RNA, 692 nt
Organism: Didymodactylos carnosus
Lineage: Eukaryota; Metazoa; Rotifera; Eurotatoria; Philodinida; Philodinidae
Source: the annotation of a GenBank genome assembly